Messenger RNA from Quercus lobata, 1918 nucleotides. Its product is annotated as zinc finger protein CONSTANS-LIKE 15-like. The record is from RefSeq and is a predicted model, not a curated record. NCBI's taxonomy places the organism in Eukaryota, Viridiplantae, Streptophyta, Magnoliopsida, Fagales, Fagaceae. The transcript is spliced from 4 exons. Gene Ontology annotation, molecular function: protein binding; zinc ion binding. The coding region runs from base 245 to 1633 and encodes 462 amino acids.
CCAAUUACACAAUUUUGCCCAUAACUUGUCCAUACUAUCACCCUCUACCAAUCACAAUUUGUUAUUUGGACAAAUUGUAGGUAAAAUUAUACAAUUAGGUGUGACACCAGAAUUAUUCCUUACAAAAAGAGAGGAGACAAACCUACUUAACUCCGUACUUUGGCUCUACUUUUUUCACCAAUUUCACUCUCUUUACUCUGAGCUCUACUUGUGUGUGCGUGUUUUUCUCGGUUUUUAUACGUGGAUGAUGAGCAAGAGAGCCAAGAGUUAUAAUUCAGAUAUCACAGAGAUAAUGUUUCCUUGUGAUUUUUGCAACUCAAAAGCGGCAGUGUUGUACUGCAGAGCUGACUCGGCGAAGCUCUGCUUGUUCUGUGACCAACAAGUCCGCUCUGCCAAUGCUUUGUCUCUCAAACACGUUCGCUCUCCAAUUUGCGACAGUUGCGGAAUCAAACCUGUCUCAGUUUGGUGCUCCAUGGACAACCUCAUGCUCUGCCAACACUGUGACUUGGACUCCCACAACAAUUGCUCUGUCUCAUCCCUCCAUAACCGAGUUCCAGUCAAAGGGUUCUCGGGUUAUCACACAGCAAUUGAGCUGGCCCCUAUGUUUGGGAUUGAUCUGGAGGCUAACAAUUUGGUGAAUACAAAUUCUGGGUCUUUUUUACACGAGCAAAAGUUGGUGAAUUCACAUGAAUUCAUGGUCCCAAGUGAUGAUUCCUCUGUGUGGAAAGGACAGGGUUUGAGGUGUGGAAAGUGUAGGGACGAGGUGUGUGAGCAACUGGUGGAGAUGGGAAACAAAGAUCGGAUGAGAGUGGAUAAAGAUGGUGAAGAUUUAUGUCCCAAGACACCUCCAAGUGAGUUUGCUCAGUCUCAGCAAGCGAAUUUGGAGAGUUUUGAGCUGCAAAAUGAGGAUGAUGAUGAAGAAUUGUUAAGGCAACAAAAGUCGCUUGCAUCUUUGCUCAUGGUUCCAUCGAAUGUGGAAGCGAAAGAGAGUGAUUAUUAUGUUGCUGAAGGAGAUCUUUUGUGGUAUUGUAAUCCCACCUAUGACUUUGACUAUGAGGCCAGCCAGGCGUGGGAUUUCCAGUUGGGAGAAUCAAGACACUGUGAAAAGCAUGAUCCACAAGCAGCAAAAUACGGUGAAAACAAUCCUGAAUUUAUGAUCAAGAAUUAUGUCAAUUUUAUCCAAGAAUCUUCCUUGACAAAACCAAAGGUAUUACAAGACCUAUAUGAGAUGAAUUGCUCCACAAUAUGUGAGGAUUUUCUUUCAGAAAAUAAUCACUCGAAUCAUCCCUUGUCAAUCAAUAAAACCCCAAAAGAAGAAAGCUUCAACAAAUCAAAAGUAGAAUUACCACCACCUGAACCCAAAACAUGCAGUAGCACCAGCCAUGUCCCGGCUAAGCAGCAACCUCUCCUGGCGAGCAGUGAUAAUGUGAAUGGGGUAAUUAAAAACUUUGAUAUGGAAUUGCUGGCACAGAACAGAGGCCAAGCCAUGUUGCGCUACAAGGAGAAAAAGAAAACUCGAAGGUAUUAUAAGUACAUCCGAUACGAGUCCAGGAAGGCCAGAGCUAAUACCAGAAAGAGAGUAAAAGGUCGAUUCGUGAAGGCAAGUGAAACUCUUGAUCAUGUUGAAAUGUAAUGCUAAAGCUUUGGAGAAUUUCAUCCCCAAUUUCAGUCUGCAAAUAUAAAUAUUUCCCAGUAGGAAUUUCCACUGCAGGAAUUUCAUUUAGAUGGCAUAAUGUCUAAGUUAGUGUGUAGAGCGUAUCUCUAUUUCUAUUGCUUCGUUUGUUAACUCCGAUUGAUUCUGGCAGUUCGUAGGUUAAAUUAAUUGGAGUUGUUUUUAUGUUAAAAUACAUGAUUGACUUUGGAGAAAAUCACAUUAUCUGUAAAUUUUGCCUGCAAAAAUGGCAUUAUUCUCCUACUA